AUCACAUGUCCAGAUGCAGGGAUGAAGGCUCUCUUGCCCCGGCCUCUCUUCCUCCUCGCCUCCUUUGUCGUUGCCGUCCAAGCCAAGGUCUAUGAGCGCUGUGAAUUGGCCAAGAGACUGAAGGACCACGGAAUGGACAGCUACCAGGGUUACAGCUUGGCCAACUGGGUCUGCCUGGCCUUUUUUGAGAGUAGCUUUGACACGGAAGCCGUGGCUAGGAACAAAGACGGCACCCACAACUUUGGCAUCUUUCAGAUCAACAGCGGCUGGUGGUGCACCUACAGCGAUACCGCCUCUGAUAACCUGUGUGAAAUAGAUUGCCAAGAGCUGCUGCACCCUGGCAUUGAACACGACAUACUCUGCGCCAAGAGGAUUGUGGAAGAUCCCCAAGGCAUGGCGGUCUGGGAUGAGUGGAAAACCCACUGUGAGAACCAAAACCUGACAGAAUGGGUGAAGGGAUGCCAUCUCUGA
Molecule: messenger RNA, 471 nt
Organism: Heteronotia binoei (common prickly gecko)
Lineage: Eukaryota; Metazoa; Chordata; Lepidosauria; Squamata; Gekkonidae
Product: lysozyme C, milk isozyme-like
Exons: 4
Coding region: 22-471 (149 amino acids)
Molecular function (GO): lysozyme activity
Source: RefSeq, a predicted model, not a curated record